Molecule: messenger RNA, 369 nt
Organism: Triticum aestivum (bread wheat)
Lineage: Eukaryota; Viridiplantae; Streptophyta; Magnoliopsida; Poales; Poaceae
Product: non-specific lipid transfer protein GPI-anchored 5-like
Exons: 1
Coding region: 1-369 (122 amino acids)
Source: RefSeq, a predicted model, not a curated record
AUGGGAGCGACUUACGCCAACGUCGCGUUGCUCGGCCUUGUCCUGGCCGUGGCGGCCGCGCUGCUGGCGUGCCAGUGCGCGGCGCAGGCUCCAUCUGGUGGCGGCGGCGGCUCUGGGUGCAUGCCGGAGCUCGUGAGCCUGUCGCCGUGCAUGGGCUACAUGUCAGGCAACGCGACGGCGCCCGGGGAGCCGUGCUGCGCGGCGGUGUCCGGCGUGCUGCGGUCCAGCCCGCGGUGCCUCUGCGCGGUGCUUGGCGGCACGGCGGCCACGCUCGGCGUGGCCGUGGACGGCGCCCGCGCGCUGCAGAUGCCCGCGGCGUGCAAGGUCCAGGCCCCGCCCGCCAGCCAGUGCGACGGUAACUUCCAAUAG